Molecule: messenger RNA, 3287 nt
Organism: Manis javanica (Malayan pangolin)
Lineage: Eukaryota; Metazoa; Chordata; Mammalia; Pholidota; Manidae
Source: RefSeq, a predicted model, not a curated record
UUUGUCAUGCUAAUACCGUUCUCUGGAGGUGUAGAGCACAGUGCCUCAAAGGAACCUUGAGCGUCAUCCUUGAUCCCGGGGAUGCAGGUCCUUCAGGGGAAAUCUCCACACCUUUCAUAGAGGCUUUAGGAGGGUGUCCCAGCAGCAGAGGAAUCCCAGGACCAUGGCUAAUGAAGCCCAGGAGGCUGGUGGCAUCCAUUUCCCUUUUCCCUUCACACCCUAUUCCAUCCAGAAAGACUUCAUGGCAGCACUCUACCAGGUGUUGGAGGAUGGGAAGAUUGGGAUAUUUGAAAGUCCAACUGGCACUGGCAAAUCCUUAAGUCUUAUUUGUGGGGCCCUUUCUUGGCUCCGUGACUUUGAACAGAAGAAACGUCAAGAGGAGGCUCGUCUCCUUGCAGCUGAAACUGUUUCCUUAAGUGAUGGGAAGGACCUGUCCUCGUCCCUGUCUUCCUCCUGCCAGGAGGCUCCGGGCCCCCCAAGGCCUCCUGGAGAGCCUGACUGGGUGACUCAGUUUGUGCAGAAGAAAGAAGAAAGGGACCUGGUGGACCGGCUAAAGGAGGAGCAGGUCAGAAGGAAGAAACGGGAAGAACGCCUACAGCAGAUCCGCCACAACACGCAGCUCAGACAGGCAGCCAAACGUGCGAGACAGGAUGAAGAGGAAACCGAGCGCAUCCUCCGCCUCAGCAAGGCGAUGCUGGCAGCAGGAGCGGGGACCGAGGUGCCGGAGCCUCUGGCACCCGGGGAGGAGGAGCUGAUCCUCGUGGAGUACGAGAGUGACGAGGAGAGAGGAGCAGCUCGCAGAGUGGAUGAGGAUGAGGAUGACCUGGAGGAAGAACAUGUAACUAAGAUCUAUUACUGUAGUCGGACACACUCCCAGCUGGCCCAAUUCGUGCACGAGGUCCAGAAGAGCCCUUUCGGCAAGGACACCCGGCUUGUGUCCCUUGGCUCUCGGCAGAACCUGUGUGUAAACGAAAAUGUGAGGACACUCGGUUCUGCGCAGCUCAUCAGUGACCGCUGCCUGGAGAUGCAGAGAAGCAAACAUGAGAAGAAGAGCAAAGCUGAGGAAGAGAAGCCCAAGAAGAGAAAGCAGGAGCCUCAGGCUGCCUGCCCCUUCUACAACUGUGAGCAGCUGCAGCAGCUCCGGGAUGAGGUCCUGGCGGAGGUGAAGGACAUUGAGCAGCUGGUGGCCCUGGGGAAGGAGGCUCGGGCCUGUCCCUAUUAUGGGAGCCGGUUUGCCAUCCCAGCAGCCCAGCUGGUGGUGCUGCCCUACCAGAUGUUGCUGCAUGCGGCCACCCGGCAGGCCGCGGGGAUCCGGCUGCAGGGCCAGGUGGUGGUCAUCGACGAGGCGCACAACCUGAUUGACACCAUCAUGGGCAUCCACAGUGCCGAGGUCAGCGGCUCCCAGCUCUGCCAUGCCCACUCCCAGUUGCUCCAGUAUAUGGAACGAUACGGGAAGCGUCUGAAGGCCAAGAACUUGAUGUACAUCAAACAGAUCCUGUAUCUGCUGGAGAAGUUUGUAGCCGUGCUAGGCGGGAACAUUAAGCAAAAUCCCAAUACCCAGAGCCUCUCGCAGACAGGGACAGAGCUGAAGACCAUCAACGACUUUCUCUUUCAGAGCCAGAUAGACAACAUCAACCUGUUCAAGGUGCAGCGCUACUGUGAGAAGAGCAUGGUCAGCAGGAAGCUCUUCGGCUUCACAGAAAGGUAUGGAGCAGUCCUCACCCCAUGCAGGGAGCAGCCCAAACUGGCUGGGUUCCAGCACUUCCUGCAGAGCCUACAGCCCAGGGUAGCUGAGGAGGCCCCUGUAGAGGAGGUGGAAGCCAGGGCACCACAGCCUGCUUCCCCGCUGAUGCACAUAGAAGGCUUCCUUGCAGCUCUCACCACUGCCAACCGGGACGGCAGGGUCAUCUUGAGCCGCCAAGGCAGCCUCAGCCAGAGCAGCCUCAAAUUCCUGCUCCUGAAUCCAGCUGUGCCCUUUGCCCAGGUGGUGAGGGAGUGCCGGGCAGUAGUCAUUGCGGGGGGUACCAUGCAGCCGGUGUCUGACUUUCGGGAGCAGCUGCUGGCAUGUGCUGGGGUGGAAGCUGAGCGAGUGGUGGAGUUUUCCUGUGGUCAUGUGAUCCCUCCAGACAAUAUCUUACCCCUCAUCAUCUGCAGCGGGCCCUCCAACCAGCAGCUGGAAUUCACAUACCAGAAAAGAGAGCUGCCUCAGAUGAUGGAUGAGACGGGUCGCAUUCUCUCUAACCUGUGCAACGUGGUCCCUGGAGGAGUGGUCUGUUUCUUCCCCUCCUAUGAGUACCAACGCCAGGUCCAUGCCCACUGGGACAAGAGUGGCCUGCUGGCCCGUCUGGCUGUCAGGAAAAAGAUAUUUAAGGAACCCAAGAGAGCCAACCAGGUGGAGCAGGUGCUGAUGGAGUAUUCCAGGUGCAUUAAGUGCUGUGGCCAGGCAGGAGGCAUGUUGACUGGGGCCCUGCUCUUCUCUGUGGUUGGAGGAAAGAUGAGUGAAGGCAUUAACUUCUCUGACAACCUUGGCCGGUGUGUGGUUAUGGUGGGCAUGCCCUACCCCAACAUCAAGUCUCCAGAGCUGCAGGAGAAGAUGGCCUACCUGGAUCAGACCCUUCCCAGAGCCCCAGGUCAGGCCCCCCGAGGGAAGGCUUUGGUGGAGAAUCUGUGUAUGAAGGCUGUCAACCAAUCUAUAGGCAGGGCCAUCAGGCACCAGAAGGAUUUUGCCAGCAUAGUGCUCCUGGACCAGCGGUAUGCCCGCCCACCGAUCCUGGCAAAGCUGCCAGCCUGGAUCCGAGACCGUGUGGAGGUCAAAGCCACUUUUGGCCCUGCCUUUGCUGCUGUGCGGAAGGGGUGCAACCCUGCCUGCUCACCGGGAUCCUGCCUGACAAUGGGAAACCCAGGUGGAGAGCGCAAGCCCAGACCAGCCCCUUCUGGGACUAGCAGGCUGCCGGGAUCCAGGCAUAGGCAGGCAAGCCACCGAGAGAAAACCAACUGAUGGUGUGGAACCGUGGGGCCUGGCCAUCCCCUGGCGCAUGCCUGCAGUUCCCGCCCUGGGGUGGAGUCGUCUUCCCACUCGCAUGGCUGUCCCCGGGCUGCCCUCGGCGGGUGGCUCAGAAGCUGUGGCCCUGCGCCACAGUGGCUCUGCUUGGUUUCCCAGCACUUUUCUGUAGCCGGCAGCUGGAACCAGCCCACCCUGCCUCCCCCGUCUGCCUCCCUUUUCUGUUAAAAUUAGCUGUUGGAGACUUUUCUCCGUCUCCUCAAAUUAAAAAUGUUCCCCAUUUCUA